AUGAAGAAUGAAAUCUGUGUCGUGAAAAUUUUUGAUUUUUGUGAUGAUGAUAACAAUGAAAAUCAUUCGGAUAUGGCUGAAAUUAGGAACAAGGAAUUGUUAUUACGUACCAAAUUUACUCUUCAACAAUUAGGAAAGAAGAAAUGGUUGGUGAAUCAAGAAUCGGAAUUUUCAAACUUCUUUCCCAUUGAAUUUAUGAAUUGCAAACCAUUUGUAUUGGAUCAUGUUUUAAAAUAUGGAAAAGGACUGCAAUUUGCGUCCAAAUCACUCCGAAAUGAUAGAAAUUUUGUAUUGCAAGUGGUGCAACAACGAGGGUUAGAGCUUGAAUUUGCUUCCAAGAAAUUGCGAAGCGACACGGAACUAGCCUUAGUUGCCAUAAAGCAAAACUACAAAUCCAUGAAAUAUGUUUCAUCUUCGCUAACCCAUGACAAGGAGUUUGUUUUGAAAGCAGUUCAACUGAAUGGAAAAUCUGUUCGGUUAACUCCUCUCCGAGAAGACAGAGAUGUAGUGUUGGCUGCAGCCAACCAAGAUGGUAUGGUGAUUAGGACUAUAUGGUUUGUCUUGAAAGGAGACAAAGAAAUUGUUCUUGCCGCAACCAGGCAAAACAAAAAAGCAUUACGCUUUGCAUCACGGACGUUGCUCAAAGAUCAGGAUUUUAUGUUGACUGCCCUUCGAGUCGUAUUUCCAGAGCUUGUCUCUUUUGAUUAUUCUGACAAAGCGAUCAUGCUUCCUGUUGUUCAAGAAUUUGGCUUUUUAUUAGAAUAUGUAUCGGAUGAUCUAAAGAGCGAUAGAGAGCUUGUUUUGAACGCUGUCACAAGCGAUGGCUUGUCCAUAGAGCAUGUCUCUAAAGAGCUGAAGAAUGACAAAGAGAUUGCUCUUGCGGCCGUUCGACAAGAUGCCUCUGUUUUUGAAAUGCUGCCUGAAAAAUUGAGAGAUGACAAAGAGAUUGCAUUACAUGCUGUUAAGGGGAACGGCAAUAUGUUACAAUAUGCUUCUGUUACAUUACAAGGAGACAAAGAGGUUGUGUUAGCUGCUGUCAAUCAAGACGGAUAUGCUCUCGAGUAUUCAUCGACAGAAAUGAAGAGUGAUAAAAACGUGGUAUUAGCUGCUGUUCGACAAGAGGGCUAUGCCCUUGAAUAUGCAUCAGAUGAACUAAAGAAUGAUAAGGAAGUGGUAUUAUCUGCAAUACGACAACGAGGAGCAGCCCUUGAGGUUGCAUCCAACGACAUGAAAAGAGAUUGGGAAAUUGUAUUUGAAUCGAUCAGACAAGACAAGAAAACUCUUUUCGCUGCGACCGAAUUAUUGCACAACAAAGACUUCUUGUUACAAGCUGCUAAAGUUGGAUGUGAAGUAGUGUUAGACUGCGCAGCUAAGGAAUUGAUUAAGGACAAGGGGUUUGUAUUAGAGGCGGUCAAGCUAAACGGUCUUGCGAUUGAGCAUGCAGACAUCAACUUUCAAUUCGACGAAGAAAUAAUUUCGGAAGCCGUGAGAAACAAUGGAUAUGCAUUAAGACUCGUAAGAUUUGGGGAGAUCUAUCCAGAUCUUUGGGUGGAAGCAAUGAAAUGCAAUGGGUUUGCUUUCGAUUACACUGAUGAGCUACUUCAAGCAAGAAUGGAACAAUGCUAUUUUGGCGCUUAUUUAGGUGCAUCUGCAUGA
Messenger RNA from Naegleria lovaniensis, 1656 nucleotides. RefSeq lists its product as uncharacterized. Lineage: Eukaryota; Heterolobosea; Eutetramitea; Acrasida; Naegleriidae. The record is from RefSeq and is a predicted model, not a curated record. The coding region runs from base 1 to 1656 and encodes 551 amino acids. The transcript has a single exon.